Molecule: messenger RNA, 426 nt
Organism: Aspergillus thermomutatus
Lineage: Eukaryota; Fungi; Ascomycota; Eurotiomycetes; Eurotiales; Aspergillaceae
Product: DASH complex subunit DAD3 family protein
Exons: 2
Coding region: 1-426 (141 amino acids)
Biological process (GO): attachment of spindle microtubules to kinetochore
Cellular component (GO): DASH complex; mitotic spindle
Source: RefSeq, a predicted model, not a curated record
AUGUCCUCCUGCAACGAAGACCCCGCCGCCGCCGCCGCCAGCCGCGAAUGCGAUCCCUCCUCCCCAAUAACAAGAGAAAACCCUCUCCUCCGCGCCUCGAACCCUCUUGUCUCGGAUCUCGAGCAGGAAGUGCUGGACGAGUAUACCCGGCUCCUGGGGAACGUGAACAAGUUGUCGGAUAAACUGGCCGGUCUCGCGGGGGAUCCGACCUCGUUGACGCUUGAUGGGUUGCGGUUGCUGGAACGCAAGACUGCGACUGUGUGCACGUUGCUCAAGGCGAGUGUGUAUAGUAUUGUGUUGCAGCAGCAGAUGAUCAAUGAGAGUGAGGAGCAGCAGCAGCAGUAUGGGGAGCGACAGGAUGAGCAGUUCCAGGGUCAGGGGUUGGGUUAUGAGGGGGAUGUUAGUUUUACGGGGAGGUAUGCGUGA